Molecule: messenger RNA, 1584 nt
Organism: Fundulus heteroclitus (mummichog)
Lineage: Eukaryota; Metazoa; Chordata; Actinopteri; Cyprinodontiformes; Fundulidae
Product: contactin-6-like
Exons: 9
Coding region: 1-1029 (342 amino acids)
Biological process (GO): cell-cell adhesion
Molecular function (GO): protein binding
Source: RefSeq, a predicted model, not a curated record
AUGUCGUACAGUUCCAGAGAAACGGCGUCGGGUCGGGGAACCCAGUCCUGUGUCGGUGAAGACAAGGACAGAGGAUGCAGGGGUGGCAGCAGAUAUGAACUGGUCAUCACAUGGGAGCCUGUCCCCGAAGAACUGCAGAAUGGCGAGAGCUUCGGCUACAUCAUUGCUUUCCGUGCCUUCGGUGAAAUCAGCUGGACCCACGUGGCCACCUCGGCCCCCGGUGCGUCCCGCUAUGUGUACCGCAACGACAGCCUCGCGCCCUUCUCUCCAUUUCACGUGAAGGUGGGCACUUACAACAGCAAAGGACAGGGCCCCUUCAGCCCCGUGGUCACCAUCUACUCUGCAGAGACAGAGCCAAGCGGGGUGCCAGCAGGGGUUUGGGCCCGAAGUGUCUCAGCCUCUGAGAUUGAGGUGAAUUGGCAGGCUCUCACCAUCACCGCUGAAAGGGUUCUGGGCUAUGAGGUUGUUUACUGGGAGGAUGACACAAAACCAGAAACGAUGGGGAAGGUUAGAGUGCCUUGGAACCAGACCUCAGUCACAGUAAACAACUUGGCAGGAAACACCCAGUAUUUUUUAACGGUUAGCGCCUUCAACACAGCGGGCACUGGCCCAUUCCUCCCUGCAAUCAAUGUCACAACAAAAAAGCCACCGCCUGCCCAGCCACCGCUGAAUAUAGAAUGGACCCUAAUUGGCUCUCAGCUGUCUCUUUACUGGGAGCCUGUGGCGGCGAUGGAGUCAGAGUCAGAAGUUACAGGAUAUCAACUUUCAUUCUGGAGACAGAGACACAAAGAAGUAAACACGUUCACGACGGCCAAUUCAACAGCGGACCUGACCCUCCCCGACAACGACGAUGACUACAUCAUUUGCGUACAGACGCUGAGUGAGGGAGGACUGGGUCCAUCCUCAGAUCCCAUUAGGAUCCACAGACUGAGUAUGAGCGCUCGUGGUUCCAAAGCCCUGAGUGUGGACACAUCCCCGCUCUCCUUGUUCUUCACCAUUGCAAUAUCUACGUUCAGGUCAAUGUUGUGACAAGGCCUCUCUCUCUCUGCUUUGUUUUCCAACAUUUUUCUAUUGUUGAAAAAAGUAACCAGGCCUUUUUUUUCCCUUGACUCUUGUUUGGAGAUGACAGUUUUAUUGUGUUCUAUAGAAAAUAUUAGGCAGUGCAAUAUUGGAGCGUGCUGUCAGCCAAAAUUAAUUAACAUUAUUUGCUUGCCUUUAUUUAAUCAUUUUUUGUAUGUGGGUCGGACAUUUUUGCCAGUCGGGAACAAUACUCCAUUUCAGCUCUUUACUUUUAACGCCUAAAUAACACAGAUGCCUUACUUCCAUUCAUGUGCCAAAGUAGUUUCAGCCUUCUUUUUGUUAAGGGGAUUGCGCCAUGCUUUUCUCAGCUUUCAAUUUCAUGCAGUUUACAAUCAUUAAGCACCCAGUGUACCUUUUGGAGCGCCUCAGUGUGAGAUUUUAGUUUUCAUCUCAACAUUUUUCUGUGCUCCUCUUCAUGCCUAAAUCAGACCGUUUGAACGUGUUUAUUCACACAUGCUUGUGCCUUUGAAGACUCUCGCAAUGGCCCCAAUUAUAGAGACAUCC